AUGCCCCCCAAGGCCAAACCCUACCUCCCUCCCCUCCUCACCACCACCUGCUGGGACCUCCACUGGGACGUCAAACUCCUGAACAUGCUAGACCUCAUGCGCGAAGAUCCCACGAAAGACGACGUCGUCGAUCUCUGGCGAGUGAUAUGUACAUCCAUACUUUCCCACGACAAAAACAGUCCACUAUCACUCCUCAACACAGAGAAUUUUCCAUACCCUGAGGGAGAGCCUCCCUAUAGUAUAGUCCAAGUCGUACUCAACGAAUGUGCGGCAGGGAAGAAGAAAAUCCAUCUACAAACUCCCAUCUUUCUGGUUCUGUGUAUGGGAAUGAAUGACCCUGAGAAGCCGGCGUGGGAGUACGCGAAGGGGAAGUUGAGGGCAUAUUGCAAAACGAGAAUCGUGAAGAGUGAGAGGGGUGGUGUCUCGCGUGUCUAUGCGGUUACGGGGAUUGGAAUGGUUGCUAAACUUUGGGAGUGGGAUGUUGAUAAGGGGCUUCUUGUAUCUUUGUAUAGGAUUGUCACGUUUCCUGCGAGCUUGCAGAGGAAUGAGGAACGGAGGACGUUCUUUUUAGGGAAUGGUUACGAUCUAGGUUCGGCGAAGUUGUUCUUGAUUAUUGUGAAGGGCUUGGUGUUGGAUCCUGGGAAUUUUAAGGGUGAGGAGGAGGAGAAGAAGAAGAGGAAGUGA
Aspergillus sclerotioniger CBS 115572 is the source of this 684-nucleotide messenger RNA. RefSeq lists its product as uncharacterized. The record is from RefSeq and is a predicted model, not a curated record. Lineage: Eukaryota; Fungi; Ascomycota; Eurotiomycetes; Eurotiales; Aspergillaceae. The coding region runs from base 1 to 684 and encodes 227 amino acids. The transcript has a single exon.